AUGUCCCAACCACAACCCAUGGAUGGCACCGCCACCUUUAACCAGAUGGCGGCCGACUACGACGCCCUGAUCGGUGGCGCGACACGCGCCCUCUGCCAGCACGUCCUCACGCUGAUGAACGCCAUCAAGCCCAUUGACACGUCCUCCGUCGUCCUGGACAAUGCGUGUGGCACAUGCGUCGUCACGGCCGAGAUCCUCUCCGAGACACCCGACGUCCGCCUCCACGCAGUCGACGUGGCGCCCAACAUGGUGCAGCUGGCCAAGGCCAAGUUUGGCGACCGCGACAAUGUGCGCCUGGCCGUCAUGCCGGGCGAGCAGCUCGACUUUCCAGACGACACGUUCACGCACUCGGUGACCAACCUGGGCAUCCUCUUCUUCGAGGCCCCCGACAAGGGGGCGCGCGAAAUCUACCGCACGCUCCAGCCGGGAGGCGUCGCGGCCGUCACGUCCUGGGCGCGCCUGGGCAACUUUGAGGACGCCAUCAACCCUGCGCAGCGGGCGGCGCGCCCCAACGAGCCGGUGCUGCACAAGCUGCCCAUUAAGCCCGAGUGGUUCGAUGCGGAGCACGCGGGCAGGGUGAUGCGCGAGGCUGGGUUCCAGGACGUGCGGGUGUCCACGAAGCAGGUCCGGUACGGCGCCGCGACGAGGGAGUCGCUGGUCAGUGUCAUUGUGCGCUCGGGUCGGCAGACGUUCCUCAAGGACUACACGGAGGAGGAGUUGAAAGUGUACGAGGCGGCGCUGGACCAGGCCAUGGAGACAAAGGGCGCGCGCUACACGAUGCCUGACGGCAAUCAGGGCUGGGGGGUGACAAUGGACGGCAUUGUCGUUGUGUGCUGCAAGUAG
Emericellopsis cladophorae is the source of this 843-nucleotide messenger RNA. RefSeq lists its product as uncharacterized. Bases 1 to 843 code for a protein of 280 amino acids. Gene Ontology annotation, molecular function: methyltransferase activity. The transcript has a single exon. The record is from RefSeq and is a predicted model, not a curated record. Lineage: Eukaryota; Fungi; Ascomycota; Sordariomycetes; Hypocreales; Bionectriaceae.